UGUCCAAUAACGAAUACAUGUAGAUUGUUUACAACAUACUGAGAGUUGCAUAUAUUAGGACCGACGCAUAAAGAAGAGAAUCUGUAUUACGAUGACGAUCGCCAUAAUGCCAAAUUUGAAGCUGAUCAUCAUGAUUCUGUUUUCAGUCACUAUUGGGUCUGCUUACGAAAACGAAUACACAAACGAAUAUGCCGUGCACGUCAGAGGCGGACCAGAAGUAGCAGACAAUCUGGCUGUAAUGUAUGGUUACAGAAAUAUUGGGCAAAUUGGUUCCUUGAAAGACCAUUACUUGUUCGAACACAGCGACGUUCCCCGGAUUGCUAAGAGGCCUGCUACUGGACCACAUACUCGUUUAAAUGACGAAGAGAACGUACAAUGGAUGGAGCAACAAAUGGUCAUAAAAAGAGAGAAGAGAGAUAUGAUGAACAACUUCACAGAUCCCUUAUGGUCUGAUGAGUGGUACAUUAACAGGGACGGAGUCACAAUGAAAGUUCAGGAAGCAUGGGAUGCUGGUUACACCGGAAAGGAUGUUGUUGUCACAAUCGCAGAUGAUGGCCUCGAAAUUGACCACCCCGAUUUGAUAGGUAAUUAUGACCAAGAGGCUAGCAUAGACCUUAAUGACCGGGACAGUAACCCUUACCCGAGGUCCACACCAGACGAUUAUAAUAACCAUGGAACAAGAUGUGCUGGUGCAGUAGCCAUGAUGGCUAACAACAGUAUAUGUGGUGUGGGGAUAGCAUAUAAUGCCCGCAUUGGUGGUAUCCGUAUUUUGGAUGGCAAAGUUACGGAUUCAGUUGAGGCGUCUGCACUAAGCUAUCAACCCCAACACGUGGACAUUUAUAGUUCGAGCUGGGGACCGACCGAUGACGGAGAAACACUUGAAGGACCUGGUCGUCUUGUAACCCAAGCUUUAUAUGAUGGCGCAACUAAUGGUCGCGGUGGAAAAGGGUCAAUUUAUGUGUUGGCAGCGGGUAAUGGAGGGGUUGUGGACGACUGCAACUGUGAUGGUUACCAAGCCAACAUAUAUACUGUGAGCAUUACCAGUGCCACUGAGAAAGGAACUAAGCCAUUUUAUACAGAGUCAUGCGCUUCAGCACUGGCCACAACUUACAGUAGCGGGGACGCAGGAGAAAGACAAAUCUGUUCCACAGAUGAACAUCAAAAAUGCACAAAACAUCACACUGGA
Messenger RNA from Saccoglossus kowalevskii, 1186 nucleotides. RefSeq names its product furin-like protease kpc-1 pseudogene. NCBI's taxonomy places the organism in Eukaryota, Metazoa, Hemichordata, Enteropneusta, Harrimaniidae. The record is from RefSeq and is a predicted model, not a curated record.